AUGGACUUGGCAGUUGAUAUCACUUCUUGUUGUCGUGUACGAGUGCUCUUGGUCCCUGUUUCACCCAUAAAGAAGUCGUCUUUUUGGCGUCAUGUUGAACUUGUAAAGAAGUUUAGUCUAGUUCGCCUUGGUGAUGUGACACCUGAUCUUCAGAAAGGUGCCAAUGCCAAGUUUAGUAGCCAAGUAUUUCAAGAAGGUCAUAUGCAUUUCCAAUUUGUUACCAAGUACAACAGAGAUCAUAGUCAUCUCGAAGACUUUCAGCCUCACAGACGUAUCUUUGGAGUUAUUGGUAUCAUGGAUUGUCAAGAAUGGAAAGACAAGGACCUUAGUGAAGGAUAUCAAAAGUUUGUUGAUAUGCUUGUUCAGUAUCCUACAGCCAUAGCCACUCGAUGCUUUGCUUUUGACCCAACAGAGAAUCAGCCUGAUGACACAAAGGGAUUGAUCAUGAUUCCGAAUGUAGGCAACAUGUCUUUUUAUAUGAGCACCAUGAUUUGUGAUUUUGCCAGCGAAAUACUCAACCAGUUUGCCAACAUUGCCGAACGCAUAGAGAGCUUGAAAGCUUUAGAAUCACCUAUUCCCAUGGGAUCCUUUUCAAAGAAAUAUGAUAUGCCCAAUGGCCGUAUCCACCCUCAACCUUCCACAAGCACACCUAGCGGCAAAUCACAGGGUCAGCAAAACAAUCGCGCUUCACAACCCGUACCCACAUCUUCCAUUUCCUCUUCCUUUUUGAAACGAGCAUCCAGUGCAGCAGGCACGGGUAGACAAAAUAUUUCAGCCUCCCCUCCAAGCCCUCGUCCGUCCCUGUCGAGAUCGACAACCUUUAGCAACCUAGUGCUUGGCGGCGAGUCAGGAAAGACAGUUCAGAGAACACCAGGGAGAAUCAAGAAGCUGUUGGCAGACUUUUACUUGCUCGCUGGACGAUUACCUGAUGCGAUUCAAUUUUACAAUGAAGCCAUCGAUAUGACCAAAGAUCAUUCUGAUUAUUUAUGGCUUGCUAGUGCAAAAGAAGGUUUAGCAUGUACGAUGCUCUUGAUGGCUUUUUUACAAGCAGAUGUGGGGCAUAUUAUCUCCAGAAAUGGUACAGCCACCGACCUAAAUACACCGCAGGAUACAAGCCGACCGCCACCUAUUUCAGACAAGACAGGAGUGGAGAACCAAAAGUCAGUUUUUUCAGAGAUAACAGAAAUGUACGAAGACGCUGUACAGACAUAUCUUAGAGUAAACAGUUCGACAAACAUACCAAUCCCUAGCCUCGUAUUUGCCGAGGCUUGUCUCAAGAUAUCGCGGUUUCUUACACUUGUCUUUCUGAAUAACGGCUGGAGCGAUGCAGUGCUGGCAAAGGUAGUAUAUGCAGAUAUGACAGAUCUCAAGAAUCAGCGAAAUGACAGGUUCUUGACAAUGUCGGAACUCGUCAAGUGCAAGAACAGCGGUAUUGCGAGAUAUUCUAUCGCUAAAUAUGUUACAAAGAUCUGGUUGGUUGAUAUAGAUGAACUCUCAAUGAUGGAUCAAGUCAAUAUUAUGACACACAUGACUUCAAUUCUGUCUGUUAUUGGAUAUCAUAGAAAAUCUGCUUGGUUUAUGUAUGAGAUGCUGAAUCGUAUGGUGCCCCUGUUGAUACAAGGACGUGCAGCAGCCGCAAGCGCUGUAAAUGGAAACAAGAAGCAUCUCGAUAAAAAUGAUGAUGGUAUUUUGGAAGUUUUGAAGAGGAUAUGUGAAGUUUACGGCAUUGGAGAGAGUAAUGUACACGAUGGAGGUGCUCUAGAAAUAUUACAAAACAAAGUCAACGAAACAUAUCAGCGACAACAAGAAACUUCUGCAAAGAAAGUGAACACGUUAGGCUUUGGAUGGCCUGCACUUCAAAUAGACAUACUGCGGGAAUGUAUUGUGAUAUCUGAAGCAAUCCAAGACCAUGCGUCUAUGCUGUACUACACAACCGUUUUGCUAAAAAACUUGUACCAAUACAUCUCCAAAGACGAGCAGAUUAGAUUGGCUUCCUCUAUUCAGCGUAUUGUGAAUAUUAGUAAACGAUCUGGUCAAAUGGACAAUAAUGUGAACUAUUGGGGAUUUAACAUUGUCAAGUCGAUUGAGCCUAUUCAGCCUAUACCCCGUAAGGCGAUCUAUCAACACCCUGUACUUAUUGCAAAGGCUUUAGCUGCUUCCAAGGAGGGAAGAAUCAAUUCAGGAGAUCCAUUUAUUUACAACCCUUUUGCAAAAAAGAAGGAUGACAAGCCGCAGAUUAACCUGAUCAAGGAUGAAGUAUGUGAAUUCAAGGUGACUUUAUCUAAUCCUUUUGGAUUUGAUCUUGAAUUAAGUAACAUUGUUUUAAGUACAUCUGGAGUUGAUUUUUCACCUGUUCCAGCUGCUGCAACUAUUCCAGCAAAUGAUACCUUGACCAUCAGGUUAAUGGGUACACCUGUAGAAACCGGAUUGUUGACGAUCAAAGGAUGUGUGAUUAAAAUAACAGGUUUUGCGGAACAAGAGUUUCUUUAUGAAAAACAAAAGGUUGAGCAAGUAAAACAAAGGGAACACAAGACACUAAGGCCAGCUGAAUCCAAAGGAUACAAAUACAGUGGAUUGCAAGCGCUCUAUAAGACACUUACUCCAGAAUUGGACCUUAAUCAUGACACACCACAGGAAAUUGAGUAUCAGCAGAUCAAUGUGAUCGAAGAUCAACCAUUACUAAAAAUAAAAUCAAGCUCGCUAUUGCACGGAGCAGUCAUGCUGUUUGAAGGAGAAAUGACGCGUAUCUAUAUACAAAUUGAAAACAUUGGACACAUCCCUGUCGACUUUAUCACUUUAUCAUUUACGGAUUCAACUACAACACACCCCAAACUGGUCAAUCCUGAGCUUCCUCCUGAAGAGCAAUAUGAGAUUGAACUUUAUACAAAAGGAACACCUGUAUUCUCUUGGGAAGGUUCAAAGGGCGAGAAUAACCAGAUUGGUAAAAGGAUUUCUCUACUUCCUAAAGAGACAACGGAUAUAGUGGUUAAUGUCUACGGGAAACAGGGAUGUACUGGUGGUGCUGUAUACAUUGACUAUGGUUACCUCGACAGAGCAAUGCAAGGGCAAGACCAGGUAGAACAGAGCAAAGAGUUACCUACAACACUGUACACUAGACAGUUGUAUUUCCCAGUAAUGAUUACGGUCUACCAGCAUUUGGAACCAUUGAACUGGGAUGUGCUUUACCUUCGAGAUAGCAUGGCAGUGAAUGAAGAUGCUGUAGAACAAGCGCUGAAAAAAAUCAAUACACUUGACAGCUCUGAUUCAGUAUCGUAUAAUCAGCCAGUUGAAGAACUUGUGCUUAUCACACAAAAGGCGUCUGACAAAAACGACAAGAACCCUUACUGCUUGCUUACACUGGAUGUUCGCAAUGCCUGGACUGUCCCCUUUGACGUAGAGUUCACAAUAGACAACAGUGAACUUGGCUCAGAAGAUAUGUCCGAGGGUGAAAUAUUGAAAUCACGCAUAACUAUUCAACCAGCGCUGACAAAGAGAAUUGUCCUGCCACUGAAGAAGCUGUACCUAACUUCUGAGCAAAGACUCCAGCCUAUACCAAGCUUUGAACCCAACAAACAAUUCGUAGUAUCUCAGAGACCCAAGAUGGCACCAGAGCAAGAAAGAGCUAAGCUACAGAUGUUUUGGUACCGAGAACUCCUUUUGGAUCGAGUCAAGGCUACAUGGCGAUGCAAAACGACAGGACGCGAGGGUGUCAUUAAUUUACGAUCAUCACUACGUCUGAUACCACUUCAAUUGAACAUACUUAAAAAACAAGAUAUUGAAUUCAUCAUAACCAUGUCUGGCGGAGAACAGCACUGUACGGGUCAUCGUCAAUUUGAAUGUCCAGUGAACACGUUUGUGACGAUGAAUGUAACCAUCCUGAACAGACAAGUUCGCCCUGUAAAAUUGAUUUUACGAGUCCAAGCAGUGCAGAGUUAUAAUGACGGAGCCAAGGAGUAUGACCUGACAGAAAAAAUGCUGAUGCAAGGUGUCUCUCAACUUGUCCUGCCAGAGAUACCAUCGAAUGAAGAGAUUGUUCACAACAUACCGCUCUGUUUCUUAUCAAUAGGCAAAUUUGAAUUCCUUUAUCAUGUGGAAGAUGUUCACACGCGUGAGAUUCAUUAUGACUACGACUGGGCAUUUGUAAAUGUAAUUGAAAACAAUAAGAAUGUUAAAAUUAAAGGAAGAGGAAACCAAGAAGAAGGAGGCAUACUUAAACGCUUAGGAGGAAGAGCAAAUGAAAUGAUGGAUGUUAUUUCCGAACCUGUUCGAUCUGUUGAGGGAUGGAUCAUUAUUGUUCGUGGACUACACGAAGAAACAGACGAAGAUUCUUUAGUAGAUAAAUUUAGAGAAUAUGGUGAUGUCAAAACAGUGCAUCUCAACUUGGACAGACGUACAGGUUAUGUCAAGGGAUACGCGUUUAUUGAAUACGAGUCACGUAGAGAAGCAGAAGCAGCUGUCGAGCAAGCGAACGGCUCGAGAUAUUUGGGAGAGACAAUUAAAGUAGACUAUGCCUUUGUUAAGGGGCCUUCGCAUGAUGAUCGUUCUAGAAGGGAUCGUAGACGAGACAGAAGCUUGAGUCCCAAUAGACGUUAA
Messenger RNA from Rhizopus microsporus ATCC 52813, 4593 nucleotides. RefSeq names its product Trs120-domain-containing protein. Gene Ontology annotation, molecular function: mRNA binding. The record is from RefSeq and is a predicted model, not a curated record. Bases 1 to 4593 code for a protein of 1530 amino acids. NCBI's taxonomy places the organism in Eukaryota, Fungi, Mucoromycota, Mucoromycetes, Mucorales, Rhizopodaceae. Gene Ontology annotation, cellular component: trans-Golgi network. The transcript is spliced from 20 exons.